Molecule: messenger RNA, 7437 nt
Organism: Phytomonas sp. Hart1
Lineage: Eukaryota; Euglenozoa; Kinetoplastea; Trypanosomatida; Trypanosomatidae
Source: the annotation of a GenBank genome assembly
AUGGAUGACAUUGCUUUUCCUCGAUGGGUGCUCACCUCCCCUGUCUUUGCAUUUGCCUCAGCACUGUCACGUUGCAUUAUUAGGGAAACUCAUCUGAAAAUUAAUCCCUCUCAGAAUUCACCCUCACAAUUCACACGAUAUCGAGAUGACUUUGGUGAAUCUUGUCGGGAUCGUGAAGCAAAUUUAGCAAACACGAUGGUGUGCCCUAAGGACACUGCAGCCAAAAUGAUGAGGCAAUCAACUGUAGAGAGGGAUGACAGCGAUCUCUCGUGUAUGCUUUCUACUUCGUCUUUUGUUGAUUCCGGCACGUUAAGAGAGCGGUGGGCGAAGUUUGUGAACCGGACAAACUUCUCGGAUCAUUUCAUACGCGAUGGAAGGGAACUGAGCGAGACGGCCCUAAGCGAAGCUCCACCGCAUGAUCCAGUGGACGCACGUCCCACAGUACCUAGAGUCACGUUGCUGGGUGCGAAUCAUGCAAGUGGUGCUUUUACUAAUCUCACUAACGAUGCAGGUAUCCUGCAAGAUUCACGUGUGCAGCGUUUGAUGAAGCUGUCUUGCUUGAGUAAGUUCGUGCAGUGCGAACUACAUACCAAGGCAGUGAGAAUAUCAGCUAAGCACGCGGCUGCAAUCACAGCACUAAUGGCAUUCGCAGUCGAAUGCCGACACCGGGCUAGUACCGUUUCUGCGGGUUUGUGUUUGGAGUGCAGCUUCUUGUUCAGUAGUUUCGUGAGUCGACUAAGAGAUUACAGCUUUUGUGAAGGCGUAGACAUUAAAGGCUUCGUGGCCGCUAUUAUCGCAUGUGGACUUUGCCUACGGAAUGAAGAUUUGCUUAUCUACAGAAGCUCAGUUAACUGCAAAAAAUGGGAGUCUUUGGAGGACAGCGACAGAGAUGGUAGGUUGUUUGGGUUCGACCCCCGUAUCAUUGACAACGCAAUCUUGACGUGUAUCUCAGGUACUAUCGAUGGAGGCGUCAGCAAUCCGAUCAUGUUGGGUGCGCUUCAAGGCCUUGCUUUUACUCACUCUCGUAUCCCACGAUAUCUCAGCCCUUCUCUAGUUGAUCGAUUACUUCAACUAACAAAUGAGUUUGUACAAACGCCACAUCGUCGUGACCUGUCUUACAAGAGGUUCCUCUCAUGUUUGUUAGAGGCCAUGGCUGGUUCCAGAGUCAUCGACCACAGGCACAUCCACGGCUGGGCCACCGCAACGAUCCAAAGAACGUACAUCCUACGUAGCCUUUUUCAGAGAGAAAAUUUACAUGCUAGGGUGGUUGCCGCUGUGUUGACACUCCUUGUUCGACAAUAUCAAGAGAAAGUAAUGGAAUACCUCAGCGUGGGCGGCAGGAAGGGGGAUCUGCCAGAAUUCAAGGAAGAGAACAAGGCCAUCGGUUUAGUGUGGGAAACACUUCAGGAGGCCAUGACCGCGUGGAAGGAAAUAUGUACUAGGCCGGCUACAUUGUAUGGUACAAAUUUGCGCGUCCUGAUAGAAAGCUUACUGCGCAUAGAUUUGGAACGGCUGCGAUGUGUCCAUCUCCUGAAGGAGGCCCUAGCACCGAAAAUAGCUCCCGUGUUGACCCGUGAGUCGUCCAGUGCGAGUGUUGAAACUGAAAGACCGAAGAAGCUGAGUGCUGAUCCAAAAAUAGAGCAAGUUUCAUCACCUGUACUACACAGUUCGGAUGCUAUGCUUAACCAUCUGAAAGCAAGGGACUACACACCGUAUAAUCCCUCUGACGACGAAGAGCAGCUUCGGGUUUGCAUUCUUUCCAACAUUUUGAGGUUCCUUUUACUACCAACAAGUAUCAUGAAUGCAAUUCACAAAGAUAACACACAGAUGCAUCAGCUGCGCUGCUAUUUGUUAGGGCAGUGCACUAGCGUGAUGGCCAUUGUAUCCUCUGGGGUGCCCAUCACAAGGAUUACCACCAACUAUGAGCAUGGGAACAGCGAGUUGCACUAUCCCUUGACUGAAAAUGGAAGAUCCACAGAUGAAUAUGGUUAUUGCUGCUUCGAGACAAGGCAUGGCGCAUGGGCGGCUCCGGCGCGGUUUAGCUCGCAGAAACGAAAUGUUCAGUUGUCUAACUGGUACUACCACAAAGUAGCCGUCAUUACCCGUGAGCUAACGCGGAUAGUGACUUGCGUAAGUGGCGAACCCUCCUCCAGUAGCAAUCCAAACACCUCCGGCGCAUUCGGUCGACCACUUGGGACUAAGGACACCGAUACGAUUGAAGCUGCCGCAGCAUGUCUGCAGUGCAUGUGUUCUAAUGAGUCCACCAUCUGCUCCUUCGUGCUUUCCGAGGUCAUAGAUGCAAUAUUGCAGGUGCUGUUAGAUAAAAAAGACACUAGCGAGAAUAAUCAAACAUAUUCAGAGAACGCGAAGCAGACGGCCCACCGACUUACACUCUGCUUCGACACACUGACUAGUAUUGUGGUUCCUAUGCACUAUUCUUUCACUCAUCUGUUCCAGCGCGGUGAUCUGGCGCGCUACGCUCAGCUGCUCUGCGAUAUCUAUGAAGAUUCCCUUCGCCAAGUCCUCGUAGCCAACCAGAAGAGAGAGACUGAUCAUGUUGGCAAGACAGACGCGCUGAAGUUUGAUGAAGCUAAGGCGGCAUCGAAAAGACUGAUCAAGGACCUCCCUACCCCCAUCAUGACAGCAACAGCUGAUGGGUUCUGGAAGCUAGUAGUUCGCCUGAGUGAACGACAGCACGUUAUCGCGUGCGACGCAGCAAAACAACUCAACAAUCACGACGGUGCAGAGGAUGGGGAUACUCGAACCCAAAGAGCACGUUAUUUGAAGCUUCUUAACGAAGAAAGUGAAGACGUGGUGCUGCUCAUUGAGGGAGCAAUACGCUGUGUGCUCAACAUAGCAUGGCCGGGGUUGGGCAUUCUCUAUCAGCAUCCACUACACGGCGCCAGUCUUGAGCCAAAGGGCAUGGCAGAGCUUGCUCUGGUGUGCAUCGGUCAGUUUCUCAAACCUCUUUGUUUGCUUUUUAACCUAUCGGCGCUAUUUCCGAUUCGUUCGCUGAACGAUGGUAUUUUGGCACAUGCUGAGAAAACGCGGUGCAUCGCCACCGAGGAUUAUCGCGAGCAGCACAUUCAUUGGUAUGUCUACUGCCCUACCAGGACGGAAGCCCUCAUGUCGCAGCCCAACAAGGACAGCAAAGAAGGUGUCGAAGCCUCUACCGCAGCGAAUUGUCAGGGUCUCCAAGUGCAGAGCCUAUCUGAGUUCCGAUCCUAUUGGUUGCUCUUGACUUACUAUGGCUUUACUUUCGAUGCGCUUGCACUCACAAGGGCGCGACUGUGCAAAGGCGACCACACAAAGCCACAAGAUAUAGAAAAGAGGUGUUUCAUUAAUGAGGCGCAGGCACGACAUAUUCGACUGCUUGCGGUCUCAGCGGCCCCACUUCUGCAAAUGCAAUCCUCAGACAUGCAUCAGGCCAUAGUCGACAUCGACGUUUUGUUUCGCUAUAUGGGUAACAACUCAGGCUUUAUCCACGACAAUGUGCCUCGAAGUCGCCGUCAAGUUGGACAUAUUCUGCGCAACAUGUGUGGCGGUAAGCGCUGUUGGAAUAAAUUGAAAGCAAGCGAACAGUUCCUGAUGCACGCCUUAACAAAUCUAGAGAUGUUGCGUGCUUCAUCUGGUUUCAUCUCUAAUUUAACCCUAUACCAUUUUUUUGAUGCUUAUGAAUUUCUUGCUUUGCCAGCCAUCCGUAGCAGGCUCCACCACAUCGUGCUGGCCAGCUCUGAGAUAUACCUUAGCGCCCUGAGGACUUUCUUACCGAAUGUUGCUUAUCAGCUUGUAUCUAAAGAUAUAUACCAGCUGGUGCUUCUGCUGGGCUUUUCUUUGGCCUCUGUGAGAGAAUCUGCGCGCAUAAUAUUACGUAUGAUCAUCGGGGCCUUUCCGGCCUAUGCGACCUGUGGUUCAGGGCUCCAGCUGUUGUGGUCCAUCAUUAACUUGGUCGAGCGUGGCAGCGCUUCUGACAUUGCAGAUUUUUGCCGAAAAGUGAAUCUCAACCUCACACCAGAAAAUUUGACGGAGGUAAAUAGCAACGAUCGGCAAAGACAUUUGCGCAUGCUGCGUGCUGAGGCGAAAUGGUGGAUGUAUGAGGCCACAGACAGGGCUGCUCUUGCGCUUUCCCAUACAUCCCUCAGAUACAUUGAGAGCGGAAAUGUUCCGACAGGGUUCAUGUUAUCUAUGGAAAAAAUAGGUAACACCCACUUGGUGACACCAGUGUCUACUCAACAGGAGAAUAUGCCGAAAGGAGCCAACCGCUCCCAAUACAGGUCGUUAGGUUUAUCAAGCGGCAUCAACUACCUUGCGAUUGCCGAGGAAGACUUGCACAGUUACAUCCAGGCGUUCAUCAAGCAUAAUAGCGCGAAAGAGCUCGUGGCUUUCGCGUUGCGCAUGUCACCGAUUCACGUGGUCGAAACGGGAAUUCUCGGGCAGCUCUGUGAGAAGAUUCAGCACCGUCUGGGGUUGACAGCCACGAGCAACCUUCCAAAGGGCGCUAAUGACGCAAAAGACAUGGCACGCACGCGAAGAGGGGCGGCAAAUCGGCUGCAUGAACUCGAUACUCUAAUGUGUUUAGCCGUGGCGUCCAUGACAACCGGCUUUCUAAGCCCGAGUGGGACGAUCCAGUUCUUUCGUUACUUGGUACAAGGACCAAUUGAGAUCUUUGAAAGCGACAUCCUUCACGCAGCGAUUGGGUGUUGGAGACGUUUGCUUGCUAGCGACUGCAGCAAUUUUGUUCUGCCGCUUCUCAUCCAAAUCACAAAAGGCGUGGCGUGGACCGUGAGUCGACAAAAAGGUCUCUUUGAUGGGGUGCACCCGAGGCAAAGCGAGGAGGUGCAGACUGGUAUAUGCGCCGAGGCGUCCGCCAUGGAGCAUGCGCCGUAUGCCCAAAGCUAUAGUCGUAAUUCCCCACACACACUUCUCUUUAUUUUCUUGUCAAACACCUACCUGAACACAGAGUAUCCAUGGGCUCUUGAUCGCUCAAUUUUAUUGACAUUGUAUCAUCUGGCAACACGUAUGGUCGAGUAUCCAUCGCGUAUGUCUCUAAAGGGUUCCUCCUUUGCGGACACGAUGCAUGCGGCGGUGCUGGUCGGGAAAAUCUGCCGCACCCUCCAUGACGUGACUAUCCAGGGCCAGAAAGAGGCCCUAGUUGGCAUUAUACCUUGUGAAUCCAUCGGGGUACUACGCCAGCGCUGGUAUACUUCCCUGCUUCAGUGGUUCCAAGGGAGUCGACCAUCCUGGUAUUUCACUGACGACCCACCACAGGCUCUCGAGAUGAUGAAGGUGCUCGAGUCCCUUAUCUGUCUCUUAGAGGAGGAGCACGCCCUCCUCACUCAGAGCACCAGUGGUUUCCUGAGCUUGGACACAUCCGCCGCUCGUGCCAAUUCCGACUCCACGGUUGAUCUACCUGCUUUCUGCAGUAAUCUCUGGGGUACGGCUCACGUUGCACGAGACCAUAUCGAGGCUUUACGUUUAAAGCUCGUCACCAAGCAGACAUCCAAAUUUGUGGAACAGGAGCAAGCGCGUUUACUGGACUUCCUGAAGCUACUGCAGGUCCUCAUUUGUCAUGAGCUCAUUCGGCUGAGGGUGUGGCAGACGCCGCGGCGCACAUUCCGCAUCACGAACGCUUGCAUAAUUUCGGCAACGGGAGUAAAGCUAGCCCACGGCGUGGAAUGGCCAUGGGAGAUGUUGGUCCAGAUAGCAGCGCAGCACGAGCCCACUGUGCUUGUGGCCAUGGUGGCGCGAUUCCCCAGCUUCCUUCGCGUGCGUGCGCUCGCAUCGCGGUAUGUGGUGCAAUCGCCGGAAAGAUAUGGUACCAUCCCUGAGGCUGUUGAUUUGUACAUCACAAAGGAAACCUUGAACGCUGGGGCACCUGGGCUCCAGUAUUUUGCCAACUGUAGUAUCAUUCAGGCGCUGCGUUACCUUGACAAACGCUACAUGAACUACCCAUCGGUAAUCUCUUACGCAAUCCGAAGCCUUUUUGCACAACAAAGCGAUAACCUCAUCUUUUACCUGCCCCAGAUUCUACAAAUUCUUGCAUACGACGAAAGUGGCAGCAUUCAGAAAUUUCUUACACAUAUGUGCGACAAAAGCACCAUCUUCAGUCAUCAACUCCUGUGGGCGUUGCAGACAGAAGGGCAUGGGGAUAGCCUGUUGGCUACGAUAUGUAGGCGGCUAAGUCUGGCGGUUCAAAGUAGGUUCAACGAAACCGGACGCACCUUUUACCUAAAUGAGUUUCGUUACAUUAACCUGCUGACGUCCCUUUCAGGCGAGCUGGUAAAGUUCGGGAAGUCUCAACGCAAGCUGAACCUUCGACUUCGUUUGCAAGACACGACCUUUCACGAUCCCUUUGUAAACCAACAUUUGUACCUCCCCACUGACCCGACCUGGCGCAUUGUGAAGGUUAUUCCCGAUACUGCAGUCGCACUGCAGAGUGCAGCCAAGUGCCCUAUUCUCGUCCAGUUUCGCUGCAUGCGGCGUGGGUUUGAAGACAUGCAGCCCUCAUGCGGACCAUUGUGUACACAAGGAAGUCCCAGUCACGAACGACACCAUGGGACUAACCACCCUGAGGGAUCGGCAAGGGAGGGCGAGGGAUCUGUGGUAAAGACAUGCAUUUUUAAGAUGGGUGACGACUGCCGUCAGGAUCAAUUGUCUUAUCAACUCAUUUGCCUGAUGAAGCGCAUCUUGGACACGAUGAAUGUACCGUCGUUUCUGCAUCCAUACCGUGUCUUGACUACCGAUCAUGAGUGUGGCAUUCUCGAAUACGUGCCGCGAACUAUGAGUCGGAAUGACAUAGGAAAGCUGGUUGAGUCAAACAUUGCUGAAUACUUCGUGCGCACUUUUGGUCACCCUGAAUCGGUCAGUUUUAGCCGUGCACGUGAUAAUUUUCUGAAAAGCGUGGCAUCCUAUUCGGUAGUCUCGUACAUCCUGAACAUCAAGGACCGGCACAAUGGUAACAUUCUAAUAGAUGCCAAGGGCCAUGUUGUGCACAUCGACUUCGGUUUUCUGUUUGAUUCUUCACCAGGUGGUGACAUUAACUUUGAAUCCUCACCUUUCAAGCUCACAACGGAGAUGGUGCAGUUGAUCGGUAAAGAUGUCGGCUACAAAUCCAACUUGCAUAGUUCCUCACUUGCAAAAGCUCUUAUUGACCCUGAUCGAUACGUUCUUUUUAAGGAACAAGUGAUUCGAUGCUAUCUCGCUGUGCGUCAGUACAGCGCUGAAAUAUGCACCCUUGUCGAACUGAUGCUCCAUAGUGGUUUGCCCUGCUUCAAGCCCCAAAAAACGAUUGCAGAUCUGAAGCAUCGGCUCGCGGUUAGCAAGUGCGAAAUCGAGGCGGCGCACUUUAUGCGCUGUCAGAUCCACGAAUCCCGUGAGAAUUAUCGCACAAGGUUAUACGAUGCUUAUCAGCAUUUUGUCGAAGGAAUUGAAAUGUAA